AUGGCUAGAAGUUCCUUGAGCGUGACCUUUAUUUUAUUAAUAUGCUCCUUCUACAGCAGCCUAGCAUUUUCAUUUUCAGUUUUCAUGAGACCAGAAGAGGCAAACCAGGUCCUGAGGAUUCAUAAACGUGCCAACCAAUUCUUAGAGGAAAUUCGCCCAGGAGAUCUGGAGAGAGAAUGCUUUGAAGAAAAGUGCUCUUUUGAGGAGGCAAAAGAGAUUUUCAAAUCGCAGGAGAAAACAAUGGAGUUCUGGUUUGAUUACAAAGAUUUAAACCCCUGCAAAGAGAAUCCCUGUAAGAACGGUGGAGUCUGCAAAGUGAAGUUCUACCAAGUUUCCUGCAUUUGCCCUCCAAGAUUUGCAGGGAAUGAGUGUGACAUAGAGAAGUCAGAAUGCUGGUACAAGAAUGGCGACUGUGGGCAAUACUGCCAAGAUAAUGAACAGUCUCUUCAUGUGACCUGCUCCUGUGCUUUGGGUUAUAUACUAAGUGAAGAUGGAAAACGGUGCAUACCAACAGAUCACUUUCCCUGUGGGUUGGCUAAAGGAUCUACACGUUCUUAUGAAGAAGGAUCUGAAGAAGGAUAUUUUGGGCACAACCAAACUAAUGCUUGGACUAGGGAUGGAAUGAACCAAACAUUGUCUCAGGAGAACAUGACCAGUUGGAAUCAGACAUUAAUUCAGGCCAUGGUAGAAUUGAAUCAGACUGCAAUAGAAGGAGAGAAUGAGGAAGAUGACCUUAAAGAGACUGAAAGGAACCUCACAGAAGUGGAUCAACACAGUUGGCUAAACAUAAAUUACUCUGAUGAAGAUGGCGACUCAAGGAUAAUUGGAGGCUCCUUCUGCCGCCCAGGAGACUGUCCCUGGCAGGUACUGAUCCAAAAUAAGAGAGGCUAUGGCUUUUGUGGGGGCAGCUUAAUCAGCAGUCAGUGGGUACUCACUGCAGCACACUGCCUUGAUACCAUUGCCCCUCAUCAAGUUACUGUUGGAGACUAUGACAAGCACCAGAGAGAACAGGAUGAACAAAAGGUUAGAGUGCAUCAGUUCUGGCAGCAUCCCCAAUAUGACCCAGUCAACUUCAACAAUGACAUUGCUUUGAUUCAGCUGACCAGCAAUGUUGUUUUCAGCCAGCAUGUACUCUCCAUUUGUCUUCCCAGCCCUAACCUGGCUACUUUACUGACGGAAAAAGGCACGGUAGGAAUAGUGAGUGGAUGGGGCAGUACUCAUAUGAAGGGGCGGUCAACCCGCUUUCUCCUGAAAGUCAAGUUGCCUGUGGUGAGCAUGGAUACUUGCAGACAAUCCACAGAAAAACUCAUUACAGACAACAUGUUCUGUGCAGGUUAUCCUGACGCAGCUCACGAUUCUUGUAAAGGCGACAGUGGAGGACCCUUCGCUGUACUUUAUCGCAAUACUUGGUUUCUCCUGGGAGUUGUCAGCUGGGGAGAAGGUUGUGCAACCGCAGGAAAAUAUGGGGCUUACACCCGUGUGUCCAACUACAUUUCGUGGAUAAAAGAAAUCACUGAAAGUGUGACUGAUUCGGAAGGAUUUUUACGUGGGUUGAUAUGA
Euleptes europaea (tarantolino) is the source of this 1560-nucleotide messenger RNA. Its product is annotated as coagulation factor VII-like. The transcript is spliced from 8 exons. Gene Ontology annotation, cellular component: extracellular region. Bases 1 to 1560 code for a protein of 519 amino acids. Gene Ontology annotation, molecular function: serine-type endopeptidase activity; calcium ion binding. Lineage: Eukaryota; Metazoa; Chordata; Lepidosauria; Squamata; Sphaerodactylidae. Gene Ontology annotation, biological process: proteolysis; blood coagulation. The record is from RefSeq and is a predicted model, not a curated record.